Nelumbo nucifera (sacred lotus) is the source of this 2440-nucleotide messenger RNA. It is a transcript of the gene EXO70B1, whose product is annotated as exocyst subunit exo70 family protein B1. Gene Ontology annotation, molecular function: phosphatidylinositol-4,5-bisphosphate binding. The record is from RefSeq and is a predicted model, not a curated record. NCBI's taxonomy places the organism in Eukaryota, Viridiplantae, Streptophyta, Magnoliopsida, Proteales, Nelumbonaceae. Gene Ontology annotation, cellular component: exocyst. Gene Ontology annotation, biological process: exocytosis.
UUUUCUCUUUAAUUUUCCCACCUUUUCCGUUCUUUAUUCAACCCAACAACCUCUGUCAUCCUCUUUUGCAGAAACCGCGUUUUCUCUCUCAAGCUUUUAUUUUUCGGUACUUCGCUCAACUGCUCUCACUUCCCGCGGGAAAACUCUCGCUUCUCUCUCCUUCUCUCAUGUUUUAUUCUCCAGCCAUAGCACCACAGCAGCAGCUGAAGCAGACCGUUCAUGGCCGACAACAGCGAAGAGAAGCUUCUCGCGGUGGCCCGCCACAUUGCCAAGACGCUUGGCCGCACCGAGACCAUGACCGAUGACAUUCUCCAGAUUUUCUCUACCUUCGACAACCAUCGCUUUUCUCGGGAAAAGCUUUCCGAGAAGAUGGACGGCGACGAUGAUCCCAGGGGCUACGCGGCCCUGGAGCACAGCUUGAAGUCGCUUGACCGUCGGAUCUCCCGCUACGUAGCGGCGGACCAGGCGAUUUGGGCCGAUUCUGCGGAUUCUGCGGAGUUCAUCGAUGCCAUCGAUGAGUUGCUGUCCACGGUGCGGGAUUGGAACCAUAUGGCUGCGGAGAAGCCGGUUGCCGCGUGUUUGGAUCGCGCUGAUGAUCUUUUACAGCAGGCUAUGUUUCGGCUUGAGGACGAGUUUCGGUUGUUGAUUGAACGGAGCGCUGAGUCGUUUAAUCUGCAGAACCGGUUUUCCGGAGAUGGAUUGGAAGGCUCUGGGGCUGGGAAUGGGAAUUUCUCGUCGGAUGAGGAUGAGGACGAAGAUGAGAAUGGGGAUCGGAUUCCUGUGGCGCACCCGGUCACGGAUUUUGAUAUCGUCAUAGACGCUCUCCCGCUGGGGACCAUCAACGAUCUGCACGAGAUCGCGAAACGAAUGGUUGCGGCCGGCUUUGGGAAGGAGUGUUCUCAUGUGUACAGUAGUUGCAGGAGGGAUUUCUUGGAGGAGAGCAUUUCUAGGUUAGGGUUACAGAAGCUUAGCAUCGAAGAGGUUCACAAGAUGCCGUGGUCGGAGCUUGAAGACGAGAUCGAGCGGUGGACCAAGGCAGUAAAUGUGGCACUCCGGAUUCUGUUCCCCAGCGAGCAAAGACUCUGUGACCGAGUUUUCUUUGGCCUCUCCGCUGCUUCAGACCUUUCGUUCAUGGAGGUCUGUAGGGGCACGGCCAUCCAACUCCUAAAUUUUGCUGAUGCAGUUGCAAUUGGUAGUCGAGCGCCCGAGCGCUUGUUCAAGAUCCUUGAUGUAUUUGAAACGCUUAGAGAUCUGAUGCCAGAAUUUGAGGAAGUAUUCUCUGAUCACUACUGUGCUUUCCUUCGGACUGAAGCGGUUACAAUUUGGAAGAGACUUGGGGAAGCAAUUAGAGGGAUUUUUAUGGAAUUGGAGAAUUUGAUCCGGCGGGAUCCAGCAAAAGCAGCUGUGCCUGGUGGUGGUCUUCAUCCUAUCACUCGGUAUGUAAUGAAUUACCUCCGGGCGGCCUGUGGAGCACGUCAGACCCUGGAGCAGGUCUUUGAAGACAACAUUCCCUCUGUUGGAGAUUAUCGGACUUCUGACCCCAAUGAUCGAGCAUCAUCAUCAUCACCUUUAGCAGUGCAAAUGGCUUGGAUCAUGGAGCUCCUAGAGAGCAAUUUGGAGGGCAAAUCUAGGGUCUACAGAGACUCUGCAUUAAGCGCUAUUUUCUUGAUGAACAACACUAGGUACAUUGUUCAAAAGGUUAAAGACAGUGAACUAGGUUCUCUUCUGGGUGAGGAUUGGAUUCGUAAACACUCGGCGAAGGUCAGGCAAUACCACGUGAACUACCAGAGGAACUCAUGGGGCAAGGUUAUUGCAGUGUUGAAGCUCGACAAUAGCUCACUUGCUCCAAGUGCAGCCUCUAAGUUGCUUAAGGAGAAGCUUAAGAGCUUCAAUAUGCAGUUCGAGGAGAUGUGCAAAACUCAAUCAACUUGGGUUGUCGUGGAUGAGCAGCUCCGGACAGAGAUGAGGCUCUCUGCCACAGGAAAUGUUCUAUCCGCGUAUAGGAAUUUUCUGGGGAGGUUGCAUAAUGUUCCGGAAGUAGAGAGGCAUACAGAGAAGCAUAUAAGACACAGUGUCGAGGAUAUUGAAGCUCGGAUUAACGAGUUAUUCCAAGGAGGUAUUGGAUUCACUGGUAGCCGGAAAUGAAGUGAGAUGGCUCAUUAUCGUUGUUGUAUGUUGAAUCUUCUAUGUGAAUCAAAUAGUAGACAUUAGUGUCCUUGUAUUUAUCUGCUGUGUUCUCAGAAAAUGUGUAACUCUGCAAUUCCAUUUGAUUCAUUUCUAUCAAGUGUCAGUUGAGUAGUACAGAAUUAUGGUUUUUGAAUUAAUUAUAGUCGAUGCUUGAUACAUGAAUUAUCCUAUACAGAACAUUGAUUAUGUUAUAUAGAGACUGGAUAUUCUUUUGGAAAUUUUGUUGUAUAAAAGAAGUUGUAAUCUUUUGACU